This is a messenger RNA of Malaya genurostris, 509 nucleotides long. RefSeq names its product N-alpha-acetyltransferase 38, NatC auxiliary subunit (gene Sbat). Gene Ontology annotation, molecular function: RNA binding. The record is from RefSeq and is a predicted model, not a curated record. The transcript has 2 exons. Bases 80 to 424 code for a protein of 114 amino acids. NCBI's taxonomy places the organism in Eukaryota, Metazoa, Arthropoda, Insecta, Diptera, Culicidae. Gene Ontology annotation, cellular component: NatC complex.
UUGAAACGUCAAAGUACGAAAUAAACAAAGUUCAUCUCGGUCGUAAGAUUUUAUUUUCGUGAAUUGCGAAAAGUAUUCAAUGUCUGUAAUGAGUAGCGACGAAAAGGAUAGUAGCGAUGAAUUGUGGGAUAAGAUACAGGCAAAACGAGAUAUUCACAAGGCAGAAGUGGAUCAGGAAACAAAUCCCAGCAGGAAAAAGUUAAAAUCAUGGCUGAAUAACACUUUUCGAGUUAAGAUGACCGACGGGCGAAUACUGAUUGGAAUGUUCGUCUGUACUGACGCCGAUGCAAACGUUAUUCUAGGAUUAACCAGUGAAUACACGGAAACGGGUGGGGAGGAACGUGUUCUCGGACUAGUCAUGAUUCCCGGACGGUACAUCGUGUCGAUUGAAAUUGAUGAAGCUAAUUUAGUAGCUGCAAGCUAGUAUGUAGGAAAUAACGUUUAUUUCAACAAUUUGUAAAUUAUGUUUUACUGGCUAUAUAUAUUAUAAGAUAAAUGUCAAAUUUAAA